Molecule: messenger RNA, 3253 nt
Organism: Entelurus aequoreus (snake pipefish)
Lineage: Eukaryota; Metazoa; Chordata; Actinopteri; Syngnathiformes; Syngnathidae
Gene: mks1
Product: MKS transition zone complex subunit 1
Exons: 18
Coding region: 474-2150 (558 amino acids)
Biological process (GO): cilium assembly
Cellular component (GO): MKS complex
Source: RefSeq, a predicted model, not a curated record
ACAGCCGCUCCAAAAAGUUGAUGAGACCGGAAGUCCCGCCCCCACCACCAUAUUUGUUCUACGGCAGCCGAGAAAAAUCAACCUCACCUACUGAAAACUAAAAACACACAAAAAAAAAGUAACUGCUAUUUUUAGUCGAUUAUAUCUAGUUUCUAUUCGACUACACAAUAAUUCGUUGGGCGGCGAGGUUGUUUCUGCGUCGUUUCUCGAGAAGAAGUUAGACGGCUCAUCUCCAUGGCAACCACAACUCUUGUUAGCACUGUGCUUUUGUAAGCUAGCGCGGCGUGGCUAGCUUGUCGUCGUUUUCCUGUACAAUUCGCUCGUUUCGGUUCGUUCAAAUAUCUACAGCGGUUAUCCAAGUUGGAUACGCAGUCAUAAUGUAGAGGAAAGUUCGUGUGAAGCGUAAAAACAUUGCUGACGAACGGAUCAAAACAGCUAGCCUGGUGCUCAUUUUUGCCAGCUUGUGCGCGGUCAUGUCGGACUGGUGCAACACCGACACAGGAGAGGCGGUCUACAGGUCUCUGGAUGCUGUCAAAAACCUGCAGAUUAAGGUGCACUUGGAGAGGGUGACCACCACUGCGGCUCUCUCCCUGCGCCUCCAGCAGGAAGUUCUGACCCAGCAGGAUGGAGGAGCCAUUGAACUGAAACCCCUCACCUCUCAGGCCCAGACUGGUGAUAACGAGGAGGAAGUAGUUGUUGGCUGGCAGGAGAAACUUUUCAGUCAGUAUGAAAUGGAGUUGUUCCAAAACGAGGCAGCGUGUCAGACCCCUCUGGACCGCCAGUACCACAAGGAUGUCACGGCCCUGAACAGGGCUAAGGGUCGGCAAAACAACCGGAUCUUCACGUACACGGAUUACGAUCGCUACACCAACUGCCACCAGCUCCAGCAGAGCACUACUGAUUUACUGACCACGACCAAGUCCAGACCCACCUUCCUGGCUGAGAGGAUGGCCAGCAUGCGACACAGAAGGCAGGACAGGCGAACCAUGGACUUCAGCUUCCCCAAGUCCAAGAUUAUCAACUGGGAGCCCAGCGAGGAGUUUAAGAGGAGCAGCCACGAGGUGAACAGCGUCAUGCAGACCAUGCACAUCAUGGGAGACCUGGGAGCACCUGGAAGACUGGGCCAGAAAGAGAACGAAUGUCUGCUGUUCACCGUAAAAACCGACGGCAACGGAACGGUCGUGGUGAAACCCGACUUCAACAAGGGCAAAGAGCCCUACAGGGUGGUGACUGAAGGCGCCAAUAAAGAAGUUUGGCGUCUCACCGUGGAGAAUGUCUCAGCGACCAUGAAAAGCGAGGACAAGGAGAGAGAGAAGCACCUGUUCAAAGAUCUGCUGGUCAAGCACAAGGACUUCUCAAAUAGCCUCGUCGGACAGGACUUUGAGAUGCCUCCUGCAGGUAUCCUGCGGUACUUGAUGAACGGGGAGAUAGUGUCUGCCAAGGGCUUUGAAUACGACAACAUUUACGUCCACUACAUCAUGGAGCUGCCAAACAACUGGUCCAGCUUGCCAAUGCAGCCCCACUCAGGCGUCACCCACACCUCACGCACCAAAACAUCAGGGAAGGACAACGUGGCUUACUUCUGCUACCCAUUCACCUUUGAGGCGUUCUACAUGAGCGAGAAAGAGAGCGGGGAAUCACUCCCCCACUGGCCACUGUUGUACUUCAAGGUUCUGUCUCUGGACGCCUGGCAGCGCUGUCGAACCGAAGGCUACGGAUACCUGCUCUUCCCUGACACGCCUGGUCGACACACGCUCACGUGUCACACGUGGCGACCCCUCCAGACGGGCACGGCCUCGGCAAUGCGACGCUUCUUCAUCGGAGGUUCCCCGGAGCUGGAAGACCCGAGCUACGUGAGGACGCCAGGACAUUUCAAGGGGGAGCGGCUAAGUCGCUUUGGCUUUUGUACUGAAAGCUCUGGAAGUGUGACCUUUAAUCUUCACUGCAUCCAGCAAUCCAAGGCCUUUGUGGAUUCCAGCACGUUGAGAAGAAGGAAGCACUAUGUCGCCGACCACACCCACGGAUUUAGUCAUCACGACACUCUCAUGAGCACCAUGGAGGCGUUUCAACGGGCCAGAAGAAAAAUGCAAGAUGUCCGAGAAAGUCUUCCCAGAGACUUCAUCGCCUCCGCCUCCCAACUCCAAAUUUGAUGUCCUGCUUAGGAGCGAAAAUGGGUGUAACAAAAUCUUCUUUGCCGUGACGGGCCAAUGUAUGAUUGUUUGUGAUACAAACACGUAGGAGAAAGUCAUUUGUAGUAAUAUUUGCUGCACUGUAACAUUUUCACUCAUGACAUUUUGUAAUAUAAAGUCCAUAAAUCAUGUAAGUAGCGACUUGAUCAUGUUAAAAGUAAGCUAGUUAUUUUAUGGCAGGGGAUGUCCAAACUUUUUCACAUUGAAAAAUGAAAGCAUCCCAUUUGGAUAUAUUACAUUUUCAAAACCAAUACAAUAUAUAGAUUUUAUUAACCUUUAGGGCUCCUCUCAAGAUUGGUCGGACAGGUCUACGUCAUAAAAAUAUUAAAAAUAAGUCAUAUAUUAUUUAUUUAUUUUUUUAAAUUAUUCAAUGUUCAAAUUUCUAGAUCAAUUUCAGGUCUAUCUGUCGAUAUAAAGUCAUAAAAGGAAACCCUGUUUUUGAAGGCAAAAACAUGAAAUAUGCAACAUUUUCCCCCAAAAUAAUUUUGAAGUGAAAUAUUUUAUGUGGAGUCUAAAUAGGUCAAUAAUUCAUCAUUUCAUUUUAAGUCAUUGUUUUUUGAGGAAUUAGUUAAAAAAAAAAAAAACACACACACAAAAAUGCCCCACUCACAUGUGUUAAAAAUAUACUGUAUAUAUUUUUUACUUUAAACACCUAAGUCUCUUCUAUAUCAGGGGUGUCCAAAUUACGGCCCGCGAGACAUCACAUCUUUAGUUUUUGCCUCAAUUUAGUUCCAUGUGAAUCAAUUAGGAGUGAUCUUUUUAUUUUAUUUUAUUUCAUUUUUGUGAGUAAAUGUGUAUGAUUGUUAAAUAUGUAUAAUCUGUACUGUUAAACUGGUCAACGGUUGAUUAGAUGACUGAAAUAAACUUAUUUCAUUCAUUCAUCUUGCCACCUUUUGUGGGCGAAGUUAGAAAUGAUGGUCAAUGACCAUGUGUUUCAUUUGGAAGGGACUUGAGCACAGCAUCAAUGUAUAUGACCCAAUCCAAACAGCGUGUGGUAUAAAUGACCAAGAAAUAAAGUCAACACACGGUCGCACGUUACACACCUCCUCCUCAUUGAACUUAGU